This is a messenger RNA of Salvelinus sp. IW2-2015, 2449 nucleotides long. The record is from RefSeq and is a predicted model, not a curated record. Lineage: Eukaryota; Metazoa; Chordata; Actinopteri; Salmoniformes; Salmonidae.
CUAAAAUACUUUGUUCCUCUGUCUGUUUUUUACCCUAUAUCUGUUCAUAUUCUUACAGGAGAGAGCCCCAACCCAGACUCAGUCAACGAGCCCAGUUCCACAGCAUCAAGACUGCCUGGUUGUGGGAGUUACCCCUGUCCUCAAUGUGGGAAGUGUUUCAGUCGAGCAGGAGACCMGAAGACUCAUCAGAGGUCGCACAGUGGAGAGAAGCCUCACCAAUGCUCUCUUUGUGGGAAGUGUUUCAGUCGAGCAGGAGGCCUGAAGACUCAUCAGAGGUCGCACAGUGGAGAGAAGCCUGCCAGUACUUUCAAUGUGAUUAUCAAAGAGGAGGAGGGUAACUGUACUCUCAAUGUGAUUGUCAAAGAGGAGGAGGAUGAGAAGGAAAAGAGAGGAGUUGAGGAAGAGAAGGAAACUAGUGGUGUAGUUGACCCAGAUACAUCAAGACUUCGUGGUCGUUACCCCUGUCCUCAAUGUGGAAAGAGUUUCAGUUCCUCAGGUAAUCUAAAGAAUCACCAGAGAGUUCACACUGGAGAGAAACCUUACCACUGCUCCCAAUGUGGAAAGGGUUUCGGUCYAGCAGGAGGCCUGAAGASUCAUCAYAGAUCGCACAGUGGAGAGAAGCCUCACCACUGCUCUCUUUGUGGAAAAGGUUUCAGUCGAGCAGGAGACCUGAAGACUCAUCAGAGAUCGCACAGUGGAGAGAAGCCUGCCAGUACUUUCAAUGUGAUUGUCAAAGAGGAGGAGGAUGAAAAGGAUAUCGAUGAGAAGGUAAAGAGCGAAGUUAAGGAAGAGCAGGAAACUAGUGGUGUAGUUGACCCAGAUACAUCAAGUCUAUCUGCUCGUGGUCGUUUCCCCUGCCAUCAGUGUGYGAAGAGUUUCCGUUCCUCAGGUAAUCUAAAGAAUCAUCAAAGAGUACACACUCGAGAGAAACCAUUUCACUGUGUCACAUGUGGGAAGAGUUUCCGUGAAAAAUUCAAUCUCACGAGACAUAAGAAGGUACAUAGUGGGGAGAAGCCUUAUCACUGCAKCCAGUGUGGGAAAAGCUUCAAUCGUUCUGGAAGUCUUAAGGAACACCAAAGAGUACAUACAGGGGAGAAGCCUUACCACUGCUCUCUUUGUCGGAAGAGUUUUAGUCAGCCAGGAAACCUUAAGAAACACCAGAGAAUACAUACAGGGGAGAAGCCUUACCAUUGCUCUCUGUGUGGAAAUAGUUUUUGUUUCGCUGGAAACCUAAAGAAUCAUCUGAGAUCACACUGUGGAAAGAAGCCUUACCACUGCUCUCAGUGUGGMGAGGGAUUCCCUCAACUAAAAAGUCUUAAAAGCCAUCAGAAAAUGCAUAUUGGAGAGACACCUCCCUCUACUUUCAAUGUGAUUGUCAAAGAGGAGGAUGGUGACUGUACUUUCAAUAUGAUUGUCAAAGAGGAGGAGGAUGGGAAGAAAAUUGAUGAGAAGGAAAUGAGAGAAGUUGAAGAGGAGGACAAUAGUGGUGUAGUUGACCCAGAUACAUCAAGACUGCCUGAUCGUGGUCGUUACCCCUGUCCUCAAUGUGGAAAGAGUUUCACUUCCUCAAGUAAUCUUAAGAAUCAUCAAAGAGUACACACUGGAGAGAAACCUUUCCUCUGCUCACAAUGUGGGAAGAGUUUCAGUGAAAAAGUCAACCUUAAGAGACACGAAAGAGUACAUAGUGGAGAGAAGCCUUACCACUGCACCACAUGUGGGAAGAGCUUCAAUCAUUCAGGAAGCCUUAGAGAUCACCAGAGAAUUCAUACAGGGGAGAAACCUUACCACUGCUCACUGUGCGGAAAUAAUUUUCGUUUUGCUGGAGACCUAAAGAAUCAUCAGAGAUCACACAGUGGAGAGAAGCCUUAUCACUGCUCUCGGUGUGGAGAGGGAUUCACUCAGCUAAGAAGCCUAAAAAGUCAUGAGAGAAUAUCCAUUGGAGGGAAGCCUUCCUGUGCUUUCAAUGUGAUUGUCCAAGAAGAGAAAUAAGUUGAGGGAGAGGAGCGUGAUGUGAAGUGAGGAUACAUAAGCAACUCUAUAAGUAUUGAAAUUCACACUAAAACCUUGCAAUUGUGUCUUUUGUGACAACAUGGUCAUGGGCAGCACCAUUUAGGGCUAUCUUCAUCUUCUUACUCUUUAUGAGUGUAUUGGAAGUUCACAAAUAGGCCUGUAUCGGAGCUGAGUCUAUAUAGGCCUUUAUACUGAGCUGAGUCUAUAUAUGCCUGUAUACUGGGCUGGUCUAUAUAGGCCUGUAUACUGGGCUGAGUCUAUAUAGGCCUGUAUACUGGGCUGAGUCUAUAUAGGCCUUUAUACUGAGGCUGAGUCUAUAUAGGCCUGUAUACUGGGGCUGAGUCUAUAUAGGCCUGUAUACUGGGGCUGAGUCUAUAUAGGCCUGUAUACUGGGGCUGAGUCUAUAUAGGCCGUAUACUGGGGCUGAGUCUAUAUAGGC